AUGGACAAUAGUCACGUCGCCAGUCAUUCCUCAUCUAUGUCUAGACGACCACCCCCCGACGUUUUCCUGAGUUUCAGAGGACCGGACACACGUUGGAACUUUGCGAAAUUCCUGCACAUGAUGUUGACUAGAGCUGGCAUUGAUGUCUUUAUAGACGAGAUUGACCUGCCGAAAGGCAAUGAUCUCAACGACGAGCUGAUUGCUGUGAUCAGUCAGUCCAAGUUAUCAAUAGCCGUCAUCUCCGAGGACUACGUGUCCAGCAAGAGCUGCCUCAUGGAAUUGGAGCAAAUGUUGAAGUGGAAGGAUAGUGAGAGUCACACCAUUAUCCCUAUCUUCUACUAUGUCGACCCGUCGGAUGUACGCCACUGCAAGGGCCCGUUCGCGAGGUCAAUGCGUGAGCACAAUGAUUCCGGCAGCGAUGCCACGGUCAUUGGCUUCUGGAAGUCUGCUCUCAAUCGAAUUGGAAGAAUGGCCGGACACCAUCUCUGUGAAAACAAUGAAGGGUAA
Rhodamnia argentea is the source of this 507-nucleotide messenger RNA. Its product is annotated as disease resistance protein L6-like. The coding region runs from base 1 to 507 and encodes 168 amino acids. The transcript has a single exon. Gene Ontology annotation, biological process: signal transduction. The record is from RefSeq and is a predicted model, not a curated record. NCBI's taxonomy places the organism in Eukaryota, Viridiplantae, Streptophyta, Magnoliopsida, Myrtales, Myrtaceae.